Molecule: messenger RNA, 4855 nt
Organism: Nannospalax galili (Upper Galilee mountains blind mole rat)
Lineage: Eukaryota; Metazoa; Chordata; Mammalia; Rodentia; Spalacidae
Gene: Sall2
Product: spalt like transcription factor 2
Exons: 2
Coding region: 273-3287 (1004 amino acids)
Biological process (GO): regulation of transcription by RNA polymerase II
Cellular component (GO): nucleus
Molecular function (GO): RNA polymerase II cis-regulatory region sequence-specific DNA binding; DNA-binding transcription factor activity, RNA polymerase II-specific
Source: RefSeq, a predicted model, not a curated record
CGCCCCCCCCUGCAGCUCCUCCCCACAAACUCUCCUCCCUCCCCCCCAUCUCCCCUCUCCCAGCUUCCUCGCUCCAGCUCCUCCCCUCCUCCGCGCCUCCCGGCUCCCCUCCCCCUCCGCCGCUGCUCCCCGCCCCCGCCUCCGCCGAUCUGCUUCUCCGCAGUCUGGGCCGCUGGGUGCAGAGGCUGCCGCAGCGUCGACGGCCACCGCCACCUCCCCAAUUCCGAUACCCAUUGUGUUCACCCCAUCCCGCCCUCCACUUCUUCACCACCAUGGCGCAGGAAACCGGGAGGAGCUCUCGUCUCGGGGGGCUCUGCGGGGAGCCUGCGGAGCGCCGAGGUGAUGCUAGCGAGGAGGACCAACCCCAAGUCUGUGCCAAAUGCUGCGCACAAUUCUCUGACCCGACCGAAUUCCUCGCUCACCAGAACGCGUGUUGUACUGACCCACCUGUAAUGGUGAUCAUUUCGGGCCAGGAGAACCCCAACAACUCUUCAGCCUCCUCUGAACCCCGGCCAGAGGGCCACAAUAGUCCCCAGGUCAUGGACACAGAGCACAGCAACCCCCCAGAUUCUGGGUCCUCCGGGCCCGCGGAUCCCACCUGGGGGCCAGAACGGAGAGGAGAGGAGGCUUCCGGGCAUUUUCUGGUCGCUGCUACAGGUACAGCGGCUGGGGGAGGUGGGGGCCUGAUCUUGGCCAGUCCCAAGCUGGGAGCAACCCCAUUACCUCCGGAAUCCACCCCUGCACCCCCUCCUCCACCACCUCCCCCUCCACCCCCUGGUGUAGGCAGCAGCCACUUGAACAUCCCCCUGAUCUUGGAAGAGCUGCGGGUGCUGCAGCAGCGCCAGAUCCAUCAGAUGCAGAUGACUGAGCAAAUCUGCCGGCAGGUGCUGCUGCUUGGCUCCUUGGGGCAGACGGUGGGUGCCCCUGCCAGUCCCUCAGAGCUACCCGGGACAGGUACUGCGGCCUCCACCAAGCCCCUACUGCCCCUUUUCAGCCCCAUCAAGCCUGUCCAAACUGGCAAGACACUGGCACCUUCCUCCUCCUCCUCUUCCUCCUCUUCAGGAACAGAAACACCUAAGCAGGCUUUCUUCCACCUUUACCACCCGCUGGGGUCACAGCAUCCUUUCUCUGCUGGAGGGGUUGGGCGAAGCCAUAAACCCGCCCCUGCCCCCUCUUCUGCCCUGCCGGGCACCACAGAGCAGCUGAUUGCCUCACCUCAUCUGGCAUUCCCAGGCACCACAGGACUGCUGGCAGCUCAGUGUCUCGGGGCAGCAAGGGGCCUUGAGGCUGCUGCCUCCCCAGGACUUCUGAAGCCAAAGAAUGGAAGUGGUGAUCUGGGCUUUGGGGAAGUGAUGAGCCCCCUGGAGAAGCCCGGUGGAAGGCACAAAUGCCGCUUCUGUGCCAAAGUAUUUGGCAGUGACAGCGCCCUGCAGAUCCACCUCCGCUCCCACACAGGUGAGAGGCCCUAUAAGUGCAACGUCUGUGGUAACCGCUUUACCACUCGUGGCAACCUCAAAGUACAUUUCCACCGGCAUCGUGAGAAGUACCCACAUGUGCAGAUGAACCCACAUCCGGUACCAGAGCACCUAGACUACGUCAUCACCAGCAGUGGGCUGCCUUAUGGCAUGUCGGUGCCACCAGAGAAAGCUGAAGAGGAGGCAGCCACACCAAGUGGAGGUGUUGAGCGCAAGCCUCUAGUGGCCUCCACCACAGCACUCAGUGCCACAGAGAGCCUGACAUUGCUGUCUACCGGUGCAAGCACAGCUGCAGCUCCUGGGCUCCCGACUUACAAUAAGUUCGUGCUCAUGAAAGCAGUGGAGCCCAAGAGUAAAGCUGACGAAAAUACUCCCCCAGGGAAUGAGGGCUCAGCCAUCAGUGGAGUAGCAGAAAGUGGCGCAGCAACCCGCAUGCAGCUAAGUAAGCUGGUGACCUCACUGCCAAGCUGGGCGCUGCUUACUAACCACUUGAAGUCCACUGGCAGUUUCCCCUUCCCCUAUGUGCUAGAGCCCUUGGGGACAUCUCCUUCUGAGACAUCGAAGCUGCAGCAGCUGGUAGAAAAGAUUGACCGCCAGGGAGCUGUGGCUGUGGCCUCCAGUGCCUCCGGAGCUCCCACCACUUCUGCCCCCACACCUUCCUCUUCAUCUUCCUCUGGACCUAACCAAUGUGUUAUAUGUCUCCGAGUGCUGAGCUGUCCUCGGGCCCUGCGCUUGCAUUAUGGCCAACAUGGAGGUGAGCGGCCCUUCAAAUGUAAAGUGUGUGGCAGAGCCUUCUCCACCAGGGGCAAUCUCCGUGCACAUUUUGUGGGUCACAAGACCAGUCCAGCUGCCCGGGCCCAAAACUCCUGCCCAAUCUGCCAGAAGAAAUUCACUAAUGCUGUCACUCUGCAGCAACAUGUUCGCAUGCACCUGGGGGGGCAGAUCCCCAACAGUGGUACCACCCUCCCAGAAGGUGGAGGAGCUGCCCAGGAGAAUGGCUCUGAGCAAUCUACAGUUUCUGGCCCAGGGAUCUUCCCACAUCAGUCCCAGCAACCAUCACCCGAAGAGGAGUUGUCUGAGGAAGAGGAAGAGGAGGAGGAAGAGGAGGAAGAUGUGACAGAUGAAGAUUCCCUAGCAGGAAGAGGCUCAGAGAGUGGUGGUGAGAAGGCGAUAUCUGUGCGAGGUGACUCAGAAGAGGUAUCCGGGGCAGAGGAGGAUGGGGGAGCAGUGGUCACAGCACCUGCGGCUGGGAAGGAGAUGGACAGUAAUGAGAAAGCAACUCCACAGUCUUCUCUGCCACCACCUCCAUCAGCGCCUGAUAACCUGGAUCUUCCCCAGCCCAUGGAGCAGGGAACCAGUGAUGUUUCAGGAGGCAUGGAAGAGGAGGCCAAACUGGAGGGGAGCUCAAGCCAGGUGAUGGCACUCGCUCAAGAUGGGGAGGGCACCUGCACCCCCACAGUGGAGGAGCUGAACUUACAGGAAGCUGCGAGAAAGGAGCCAGGAGAGAGCAGCAGCAGAAAGGCCUGUGAAGUGUGUGGCCAGACCUUUCCCACCCAGACAGCUCUGGAGGAGCAUCAGAAGACCCACACCAAGGAGGGGCCACUCUUCACUUGUGUUUUCUGCAGGCAGGGCUUCCUUGAGCGGGCUACCCUCAAGAAGCACAUGCUGUUGGCUCACCACCAGGUACAGCCCUUUGCACCCCAUGGCCCUCAGAAUAUUGCUGCUCUUUCCUUGGUCCCUAGCUGCUCCCCUUCCAUCACUUCCCCAGGGAUCACUUCCUUCCCUCGAAAAGAUGACCCCACAAUCCCAUGAGCCUGUUUUUGUGCCUGCUGCCCUUUGACCCAGGGAGCAGAAACCGAGCUCCAUAGAAGGAUCUCCAAAUGGACCCACCCUCACCUUGCCUUUUUCUCUUGAGUUCUUUGAUGGUGUGUCUCCAGUGACUUUUCUCUAGUCCCUGAGCUUGAAAAUUGUGAGUAAAAGGGAAUGACUCCCUAAGGAUUUUUUAGCCCCUUUUCAUUCUUUGUAAGUGAGGAAAAUAGAUGGUCUACAGCUUUCAUCUCAAGGGGAGCCCUCUCGUCCUCACCUUUUCCAUCUGGCAGGUGCACCUGAACCCCCACCUUUGGAAUUGCAGCUUUGCUCAAAGGGGCUGGCAGCUGUCUAUGGAGGGCCCAGUGCCACUCUGAUGAUGAUCAAGCCACCCUGCAGGACUUCUUGUCCCAGGACCUUCCUGAGGAGCCUGAGGGACAGGUUCCCUGCCUUUCUGAAACCCAAGUUUUCCUGUCACGUGGGCUACCCAUCAAGCCCUGGAGUUCCAGCUCCACCACAUAUCCCUUCAGCCCUGGCAUCACUAGUACUGUUAAGCUCAGAAACCAUGCUUUGAGAAGGUGACUCUAGUAACAGGCCCCAGAGGGGUCAAGAAGUAUAGCCUCUCUCCCCCAAUUUCAGCCUCCUGGUAUCCAAGGCAGUGCCUAACAAGCACGCCAGAGUAAAAAAGUAAUAAACUAGUUUCCGCCUCCCUCUCCCUGUUCCAGAAACUGCUGGUAGUAACUGGUGGCUCAACCCUAGGAGAUAGGGAAGAAUGAAGGGUGUGGGAUGCUCUUUCUAGUACAUCCCUUGAUUUGUCACAUCAAGGCAAAGAUAGUGGCUGGUCAAGAUGCAAGGACUCUUCCAGCUUCUCAUCACGGCCUCUCAGAGUUAGGAAAACAAGCAGAUUUCUUGCCAAGAGGUCUCCCAUGGGAGACGUUUUGGGAUCUCUAAGGUAUCGGUGAGGGUGGUUAAUGAAGUAUUGAUGGAGGAUUGAGUGCUGCUUUAGCACAUGGGGACUGCUGGGAAUCGGUGUGGUAAAUGAAGAACAGGACAUGGUGCAAGGGAGGGGACCUUCAGUUCUCGUAGAUGUAAACCUUCUUGUGAAUGUUCCUUUGGGCUGAUAGUGACAUGGCGUGCAUCAGUGAGCCAGGGACCAUGGGGAAUCCUAGCACUAGAAGGCUUCUAGUUUUAGAUAACUCCCUCUUUCAUUCCCUUGCCCCAUGUAUUUCCCUCAUCUUCCUCUCAAAACCCCUUUCAUCCCAAGUUUUGCCUGAUCAUGGACCAGAGCUUAGGUCUUUGUUUUUGUCUGCUUCUAAGAGGCCCAGACUUUGAGAGACAAGCUCUAAGUGCUUCUUCCCUGCCUCACUGUCUUGUAAUAAGAUGUAGUUUGCUCUUAACAUAGGAUCAUGUGAAACGGAAGUUCUGAGGAGGAGAGGACCUUUUGCUGUUGACUGACUUGAAUGAUGGUCCUCUAAAGUAGUGGGCUCCAGAGCUUCCCAAUACACUGAAAUGUUAAGAGUAGAGAGGGGAAUACUAGUCUCUUUCCCUUCAUCAUUAAAGGUGUUUUGGCCAAA